Chelonus insularis is the source of this 4520-nucleotide messenger RNA. RefSeq names its product Nuclear hormone receptor FTZ-F1 beta (gene Hr39). NCBI's taxonomy places the organism in Eukaryota, Metazoa, Arthropoda, Insecta, Hymenoptera, Braconidae. The record is from RefSeq and is a predicted model, not a curated record. Gene Ontology annotation, molecular function: zinc ion binding; nuclear receptor activity; RNA polymerase II cis-regulatory region sequence-specific DNA binding. The coding region runs from base 946 to 3654 and encodes 902 amino acids. The transcript has 4 exons. Gene Ontology annotation, biological process: hormone-mediated signaling pathway; tissue development; regulation of transcription by RNA polymerase II. Gene Ontology annotation, cellular component: RNA polymerase II transcription regulator complex.
UCGGUGCACUGUAUCACGGUUGAUAGUAACUUGGUUAGGUUGAAACAAACGUUCUUAGCCAAGCUCUUGGCCAGCGCAGCCCGGACUCGUGGUAGUUUAAGAAACGAGACGAGUCGAAGAUAGAGAAAUCUGCGGCGCAAGUGUGCCUUAUAAAAUCCGUUGUAACGUAACACAAAGGUGUGCCAUAAAGUAAUCGUCAUUGACCCGUUAACUGUUCACCAGUUGAACUAGGUACGCGUCGUCAUCGCCAUCAGGUCUGGUACCUUUAAAAUAUAAAGAUCUCUUCCUGGUGGUUGCAAAUUGUUUCGAGAGGUUUGUCAGAAACAUUUAUUGGAAUGUUGUUUGUCUGUGUUCGGCUAAGGUGAUGAAUCAGAUUGAAUAAGGUCGAACAAAAAAGGUUAGAAAUAUGGAUAUUAUAUAAAAAUUAAGAAAAUAGAUUGAGGAAAGAAGAAUGACAAAAAAAAGAGCUUAAGGAUUUUUUAGUAUCAAGUGACUAGUGAAAAAGAGUGUGCGGGUGAGAGAAAGAAAGAGCCAACAGCGAUAUGUGAGUGUAUUGGAGGGGAAGAGGACGUGAAGUGAGACAACUACGACAACGACAACGCGACUUGAGCGUGUAAGAAGGAGAAGGAACAAAAAAGAGAGUGCGUGGCCCUGUGUGUCUUGUGCGCGUGUAUUAGAGUGGUGCACACGGUCUCGAGGAACCACAGAGUAUGAGAUUCUCUGGAGCUCGAUGACCGACCUCGAAAAGCUGCAUCCAGACCGAUUUCAUAGUCGACUUUUCUAUGAGAAAAAAAUAUCAAGAUUCGAGCAUCUUAGCCCGAUAAAAUAAAGAGCAACAUUUCUUAGAAGGUGGGUCGUGCUCAGGAUGCUGAGCAACCCGGCAAAAAUUACUAGCUCACGUGACGACGCAAAGAUCUACUGGCGGAGGUUAGUCACCAGCUGAGAAUGUCGGAGCAAAACGGGCCCACAGAGGGCCCGGGCUGGUGGCCAUCAGCGCAAUCAUGGAAGUUAUCUUCAAGUUCCUCAUCCACCACCACUAUUACUACCACUACUUCUACUACUACCACUACUACUACUACUACUAUCACUACUUCGACGACUUCUUCAACUAUCACCAAUAAUAAUAAUAAUAAUAAUAAUAACAAUAAUAAUAAUAAUAUUAAUAACAAUAAUACAUCGUCUUCACGCACUAUUGAAACAGGAAAAAAUGUGUCUGUAACAACAAUAAAUGUACCGCCAAUACAGGAAAUACAUGAUGGUAAAAGUGUAAAAUAUUUAACGGGACAAAAUGGCAUAACAGUAUCGGUGGUAUCAUCAUGUGGAAAUAGUCAAAGCCCAAUGACAGCUCCAGAUUAUAAUUCUAUAGAUAAUCUUGAAGAUAGUGAUGGAGAAAUUAGCAAAAUUGAUUUUAGAGGAGUUAAUUUAAGAACUAAAAAGAAACGUGAUGGUGAAGCAGAUUGUACAAUUGUUGAAGAUUCACAUCAUCAGCAACCAGAACGUCCAAUGUCUUGGGAGGGUGAACUUUCAGAUCAAGAAAUGUCUUCCAAUACAUUAACUAAUCAAGAUCAUGAAGAAACGUCAAUGGAAGGUGUACAAAUAUGUAGUACGAGUCCUGGUAUUCAAGAGCAAAAGUUUCCUAUUAAACCAGAACCAGAUUUUAGAUCGAGUCCAGGAUUAAACAUUGGAUCUCAUACCGACACCGUAAUGCCUCUUCAUUCCCAGCAGCUUCAUCAUCAACAACAACAUCAUCCUCAACAGCGUGAACUUGAACAGAAUCAACAAAGCGACCUUCCGCUUUUAGUGGGAAAAUUGCUUGGUGGAUAUAAUAGUUCUACUCCAAACCAUAGCCCCGUUCUUAAUCCUCGUCAUCACUUGACAAAACACAGUCAUACUAGAUCACAAGUUCCGUCCCCUGAUUCCGCAAUUCACUCGGCAUACAGUGUUUUUAGUUCACCGACUCAAAGUCCACAUGCGGCUCGACAUUCAGCUUUAGGUGCUGGUAGUCCAGUUCCUUCAUCUUCACUUUCGCUAUCUCGACAUAGCUUUAACAAUUCAACAUCAUCACUGUCUUUAUCACUGUCACACUCAUUGUCACGCAAUAACUCUGAUGCCUCGAGUAGUUGUUAUAGUUAUGGAUCUUUGAGUCCGCCUACUCAUUCACCCGUCCAACAGCCAAGGCACGCCCAUCAUCAACAUCAUCACCAAGUACCACAGAGUAGUCCUUUACACCUGCCAGUAACGUCAGCCACUAACGCCCACCACUACAAUGUUCCUGAGCUUAACUCUGAUCCGCAUUCAGAAGAUCAAGAAGACUGUAAGAUUCCAUCAACACCCUCAGGAAUAUCAACAAGACAGCAGCUUAUCAACAGUCCUUGUCCAAUAUGUGGUGAUAAAAUAAGUGGUUUUCACUAUGGAAUCUUUUCUUGUGAAUCUUGCAAAGGAUUUUUUAAACGUACUGUACAAAACAGAAAGAAUUAUGUGUGUUUAAGAGGCGCAGGAUGUCCUGUGACUGUGGCAACUCGGAAGAAGUGUCCUGCAUGUCGCUUUGAUAAAUGUCUAAACAUGGGAAUGAAGUUGGAAGCAAUAAGAGAAGAUCGAACAAGGGGGGGUAGAAGUACAUAUCAAUGUACAUACACAUUGCCGACAAAUCUUAUAGGAAGCCCAGCAGGUGUUAUGCCUGGAGAAAAAAUAACUGGAGGUACAUGCAGUCCGGCACCACCAGGUGCUGAACACCAUCAUUCUAACCGUCAUCAUUGGAAUCAUUCUCACAAAAUUCAAGUAGUACCACAAUUACUUCAAGAUAUAAUGGAUGUUGAGCAUCUUUGGCAUUAUAAUGACAAUGAUCGAGUAAGUCAAACCAGUGGAAAUGGAUCUAGUGUUGAUUCAUGUUUAAGUACUGGUGAAAGAAGUACUAAUGGAAACAUUGAAACAAGAAGAGAUUCUUCAAGACCUAAUUCUACCGGUUCAAUAUCUCAAACUAAUCAUGAUCAACAUUCAUCAUUAAGUACAGCACUUGUUAAUGAUUUAAGUGAAAAUCCCAAUGGAAAUUCAUCACAACAUCCCGAUUUCCUUUCAAAUUUGUGCAAUAUUGCUGAUCACAGACUGUAUAAAAUAGUAAAAUGGUGUAAGAGUCUUCCACUCUUUAAAAAUAUUUCAAUCGAUGAUCAAAUUUGUUUACUCAUCAACUCAUGGUGUGAAUUACUUCUUUUCUCUUGUUGUUUUCGUAGUAUGAGUACUCCUGGAGAAAUUAGAGUAUCUCUUGGUAAAUCCAUAACUCUAGAACAAGCUCGACAACUUGGAUUGGCAACAUGCAUUGAAAGAAUGCUUGCAUUUACAAAUAAUCUUCGACGACUUCGUGUAGAUCAGUAUGAAUAUGUUGCAAUGAAAGUAAUAGUAUUGUUGACAUCAGAUACCAGUGAAUUAAAAGAACCAGAAAAAGUUCGCGCUUCACAAGAAAAAGCACUUCAAGCAUUGCAGCAAUAUACGAUUGCAAGGUAUCCAGAGAUGCCUGCCAAAUUUGGUGAACUUUUACUACGAAUACCAGAUCUUCAGAGAACAUGUCAAGUAGGCAAAGAAUUGCUAAGUCAAAAACGUGCCGAAGGAGAGGGCAGCUCUUUUAAUCUCCUUAUGGAACUUUUACGCGGGGAUCAUUGAUUUAAUUUUAUUUAUUCUGUUUUAAUAAACAGUUAUGGUCAAAAAUGAUGCGAAUUAGCAUUAUAUUUUCAAAUUAACAUUUAUUAUUUUAUAAAAAAUACUAUUUCAUUAAUUUCCAUAAUAAGUAAAAAAUUUUCAUAAUUCAAUUAUUGAUUAAUUAUUAAAUAAAAAUUUUAAACUUGAAGUGCUCAAUUAAAUGUUCAUAAAUAUAUAAUACAUAUUAUCAUAAUGACAAUCGUUAAUGGUCCAUUGAUUGUAUUAUAACAAAUUUAUUUUAUUAUAUAACUUUGACCACAACUGUAUAUAAAAAAAUUAAAUAAUCUGUUGGUGUACAGAGUACAUCACUAGAAUUUUUAAUCGUUUAUUAGGUCCAUAAAGCUCCGGAAAUCAGGUUGUAAUAAUACUAGUACUAGAAAUUGAUGUCUAGAAAUAAAAAUGACUGUAACUCAUGCAUAGUCCAUAGUAGCAUAGCUCGGUGAGGGGACUACAUUUUUAUAAAACUAUUUUAAACUUAUAAAUGAUGAGUUUAUAUAAUAAUAUAUUAAAUAUAAUUAAGUAAAAACAAUACAUAAAUAUAUUUUAUAUAAAUAUGCUUCCAUUGAAAAUUAAUUGCAAAAAUUAAAAAUAAAAAAAUUAGGAAAGGGACUUGCAUUCCUGCCUUAAUAUACAGGACUUUUUUGCAAAGUUCCAACGUAAGUUCUGGUGCGAGUGAGACUGAAAAUUUAAGGCCCGUAAUUUUACAGAAAAAUGAACAUAUGCAUAAUUUUUUUUUUAUUAAUGAAAUAUUGUAAAGAAUAAUGAUAAGCGUACCAAGAGUGUAAGAAUAAAAAUUAGUUGUGUAAAAUUUAGCAGGUUUCAAAUAACUA